Sipha flava (yellow sugarcane aphid) is the source of this 1252-nucleotide messenger RNA. Its product is annotated as THAP domain-containing protein 1-like. The record is from RefSeq and is a predicted model, not a curated record. The transcript has 8 exons. Gene Ontology annotation, molecular function: sequence-specific DNA binding. Lineage: Eukaryota; Metazoa; Arthropoda; Insecta; Hemiptera; Aphididae. The coding region runs from base 1 to 1161 and encodes 386 amino acids.
AUGGUCAAAGCCAUUAUUAUUAAAGAACAAAGACGUAAUGGGAGCAAAAGUCAAACAGAAACGGUAGUAACAGAAUACAGCCAGGGCUGUAGCAAGAGCCGGCGGGCGACGAUAUUUCUUUUCCACACAACAACAUGGAAGAGUGGUGCCCCGAUUUGUUGCCACGCUUUCGGGCGGCAUCAAAGAUGUACAUUGUGUGGCUGCAAAUCUGGUUGUAUUGUUUGCGGUGCGACAGUUUUUAAAAACCCUGAUAUUUCUUUACAUCGGUUUCCCAGUGACCUAAAUCAAAGGUAUCGAUGGAUUGAAGCAUGUAAACUAGACGAUACGUUUUUCAAUACAUCUAGUAGAAUAUGUUCUCUUCAUUUUAAACACGAGUACUUUAAAACAAAAUGCCUUAGAAGAAUUUUAUAUCCAGGUUCGGUGCCAACAAUAUUUACAGAAGAAGAGAUGAAAAACAACCGAAAUAUGAUUCCUAAAAUAGUUAGAACUAACAAGAAAUCAGCAAGCCUAAGAGUUAAAAAAGAAAAGGAUGAUGCUAGUAUAACUAAAGAAGAAAAAAUUGCUAAAAUAGUUAGAACCUACAAUAAAUCAGUAAACCUAAGAAUUAAAAAAGAAGAGGAUGAUGCUAGCACAACUGAAGAAGAAAUUCCUAAAAUGGAUAGAACUAACAAUAGAUCAGCAAACCUAAAAGUUAAAAAAGAAAAGGAUGAUGCUAGUGUAACUGAACAAGAAGCUCCUUCUACAUCUACUGAAGUUAAUCAGGUUUAUCAGGUCAACGAGGGGGCGAGUUGUUCCACAGUUAAUGAUUACAAUGAAAAAACAGAAACACAUGAUGAAAUAGAAACACAAGAAGAAACAGAAACACAAAAAGAAACAAAAACACAAGAAGAAACAGAAACACAAGAAGAAACUAAUGCAGAAUCAGUUGUGGAAGAAGAUUUUUGUCCAAGAACAAUGUGCAGAUAUAGUUCAGAAGAUUACGAAGUUUUUUGGAUAUGUAGAAUUUGCCUCAGGUUUAUGUUCAGCCGAAAUAGAGUUAUAGAACACUUGGAAGGUUGCAAUUUACCAGACUACGUUACAUUUGAUGACGAUGAAGAAUCUGAUGGGGAAUUUGUAAGAUUAAAAUUCAACGAACCAUAUUCAUCCAGUGAUGAUGAAUAACUUAUACAUAAUAUAAUUAAAGUCAUUAUGAGUUGUGUUGAACCUUCUAAUAAUAAUAUCUUCUGUUUUCAUAUACUUUGUAAGUUGAAUA